AUGGCGAUCACUGGCGAGGAGCUCGAAAGUACCCUUUCUCCGGGAAACCCAGCCGUCAGACUCUCGUCUGGAGGAGGGAGAUCGGCGAGACUUAUUAUAUUUGUAGAGAUGGCGGAGCACUUUACGUAUUUCGGGAUAUUGACUAACCUCAUAACGUACCUGACGGGACCAUUGGGACUGUCAACGGCUGCAGCUGCGGCGAAUGUCAACGCAUGGAGUGGAACGAUGUCGUUUAUACCACUUCUCUGGGGAUUUGUGGCUGACUCGUAUCUCGGCCGUUUCCGUACCAUCCUAAUCGCAUCUUCUGUAUAUAUCUUGGGUCUAGGGUUUCUGUCGUUUUCAUCCACGAUUCCUUCUCAUUCCAAAGAUCAGAAUCAACUCCAAGUAGUUCUCUUCUUUUUCUCUCUCUAUCUUGUAGCAGUAGGACAUGGCGGUUACAAACCGUGUGUUCAGGUAUUUGGAGCUGAUCAAUUCGAUGGAAAUGAUCUAACAGAGGCAAAAUCCAAGAGUUCUUACUUUAACUGAUUCCUGGACAAAGCAGCGACUACGUGUGAUUUGGUUGAAAUCGAAGAAGCCAGAGCGGUGCUUAAGCUUGUUCUCAUAUGGAUGACUUGUUUAGUCUACGCCAUUGUAUAUUCACAAUCCAAUACUUUCUUCACAAAGCAAGGAGCCACAAUGGAUAGGUCAAUCUCACCAGGAGUCUUAGUCCCUGCAGCUUCACUCCAAUCCUUUAUAGGCAUAACAAUGUUCGUUUUCAUCCCAAUCUACGACCGUCUUCUCGUCCCAAUCACAAGAUCCUACACUCAAAACCCAUCAGGAAUCACAGUGCUCAAAAGAAUUGGCACAGGGAUUUUCAUCUCCAUUCUUGGUAUGUACGUGUUCAAUCGAGCCGCUGACGUGUUCACAAUGAUUGGUUUGCAAGAGUUAUUCUACGACCAAGUCCCUAGUGAGCUUAGGAGCAUUGGUGUGGCUUUGAACUUUAGCAUUUUUGGGGUCGGUGACUUUCUAAGCAGCUUCAUGGUAACAGUCAUUGAUAAGGUCACAAGCAACUCUGGUCAAACGAGCUGGUUCGAUAACGACCUGAACCAAGCUCAUCUAGAUUACUUCUAUUGGCUGUUGGCUUGUCUCAGCACCAUUAGUUUUGGCUUCUAUUUGUGGCUCGCCAAGUCAUAUGUCUACUAUAGACCAAACACUUUCUAA
Molecule: messenger RNA, 1200 nt
Organism: Microthlaspi erraticum
Lineage: Eukaryota; Viridiplantae; Streptophyta; Magnoliopsida; Brassicales; Brassicaceae
Source: the annotation of a GenBank genome assembly